Molecule: messenger RNA, 2017 nt
Organism: Xenopus laevis (African clawed frog)
Lineage: Eukaryota; Metazoa; Chordata; Amphibia; Anura; Pipidae
Gene: dlx3.S
Product: distal-less homeobox 3 S homeolog
Exons: 3
Coding region: 82-906 (274 amino acids)
Biological process (GO): epithelial cell differentiation; regulation of DNA-templated transcription; cell differentiation
Cellular component (GO): nucleus
Molecular function (GO): RNA polymerase II cis-regulatory region sequence-specific DNA binding; DNA binding; DNA-binding transcription factor activity, RNA polymerase II-specific
Source: RefSeq, a predicted model, not a curated record
AGAACUGGUCUGUGGAGCUUUGCCUGUAUAUUGUACUGGGAGACGCUGGCAUGUGAUUCAUUCCUCUGGCUCUGCACAAACAUGAGUGGCCCCUAUGAGAAGAAGAUGGCCGUGUUGACCGACCUGAGCACCUCGUGCCACCCUGUGACCAAGGACUCGCCCACCCUGCCCGAGUCCAGCGCCACCGAUAUGGGCUACUAUAGUGGCCACCUCUCUGCCGGCCAACAUGACUUCUUCCCCACUCAGACUUACUCCCCUUCCAUCAGCAGCUACGGCUACCCCCACCCCCAGUACAACUUCAAUGGGCUUGUGGGCAACGAGGGCUACUUGCCCAAGGACGACUAUCAGUAUGGAGCCGGGUACCGGCCGUUUGCUCAUUACAGAGAACCCCCAGUGCAGGAGACAGUAUCAGUGAAGGAAGAGCCAGAAACAGAAGUCCGGAUGGUUAAUGGGAAACCUAAAAAGAUCCGGAAGCCAAGAACCAUCUAUUCUAGUUACCAGCUGGCCGCUUUGCAGAGAAGGUUCCAGAAGGCCCAAUAUUUGGCUCUGCCUGAGAGAGCAGAACUGGCCGCCCAGUUAGGACUCACUCAGACGCAGGUAAAAAUCUGGUUCCAGAACCGAAGAUCUAAGUUUAAAAAAAUCUACAAAAACGGAGAAGGCCCUGGUUUGGAGCACAGUCCAAAUAACAGCGACUCCAUGGCUUGCAAUUCCCCUUCAUCCCCACCCAUAUGGGACAAUAGUAGAAGCAGAACCCCUCAGCAACAACAGCAGCAAAGCCUUCCACAGUGCUCUUCCCCCACUUAUCUGGAGAAUUACCAUCCCUGGUAUACUCAACAGAACCAGCCUGGACAACACCUUCAGCCUUCUGAAGUUAUGCAUCAACCUCCUCCCAAUACAGUGUAUUAAGUGAAAAAAAGACACUGGCACUGAUUUAUCUAGGUGCCGUCCUGUAUUGUUUGUUUGGUUUGGUUUUGAUGAGAGUCAAAAAUUUUGAAAAACAAUGUCAGCUCAAAGUCACAGGUGCCUUGAAUUGCUUGACCCCUCAGGCAAAGUUGUUUUGAUGGACAAUACUUUGGAGACUCCAUUAUUGUGGAUGCUAAAGCCAGGCUGCUAGAAGCUAGUCUUUCUUGAACCUUAGAAGACUUGUGUUUGGCCCUUUAAUUUAUCGUUAAUGACACAACCAUUAAUGUGAUGUUCUAAAGUGCUGCUUCUCGUUCUUUUAAGCCUUUCAUGACAACCAUGGUUUUAUUGUAAAAAAAAAUGCUGAAUCCUACAAUAGCCGAGAUAAAACUCUGAGGGAGUUAUUUUUGAGACUCUUUCUUGUUGACCAAUGUCAUAUUCUGUGCCUUAUUAGGUUCAUUAGGUUCAGCGAAAUGUUCCAUAACUCUACUGAAUCAAGAUAAAAAAGGCUUCUAGAUUUAAUUCUACACCUCCGCAGCCUCAACACCUUCCAAAAAGCAACAUCCAAUGACCCAGAGUCAAAGGGUUUCCGAAAUCCAGUGCCACUCCAUUGUUGAUGGACUUCUUUCCAGAGCUGCUGUUUGUGUAACUUGGUCACGGUCCUGUGUCAUGGAAAUAUUUAAAAAAAGAAAACAAAAAAAGACUAUGGUUGGCCUUAACUUAUUUUUGUAAUAUUUUUUUUGGAGGGGGGGGAGGGGAUGUGUUUAGAAUGGGAGAAGAAGUUGGUGAGGACUAACUAUGAUUAGAAGACGUGGGGGGGACAUGUGAAGAAUGUUAUGGUGUGAAUGCAAAUAAAUUGUUCUGGUAUUUUGUUGGAGAACCAGUGGGUUUGGAGCUGGUGUACAAUAUAUUUUAGCUUGUUUCUAUGAAACUGCAUUGGUUGCAGGUUGAUAGGCCUCUCGUUGUGUCUAUAAAACACAUGCUGGCCUGGAGCAUUGCCUCUCUAUUUUUAUCCUGGCUAUAUAAAUAUAUCUAUGAGUACAUGUAUGUAACGCUGCUCAGCCAGUUAGGGAGGAUGACACAUAAUAAAGGCCAACUUUAUGCGUUUCAUGCCCCA